UACCCUUUCCCACUCUGCCACCGUUACUAUAUAUACUCACUCACGCCCCCACCGCUACUCUCACUUCUCGCCACUCCAUUUUUAUUUUUCCGAUUCUUUAUUCAUUUUCCUCGUCAAUAAAUAAAUAAAUACAAACCCACAUUUUGGUUUCAAUUUUAAUUUAAGGAAUCUAUAUUUCCCACAUGGCGGGCCGUACACUGGGAUCCCCUGUCCCCCCACCAGCUGUUGGUGAAUACUCCACCGACGACGUUGAGAAACAGUCGGAGCUAGCCGCUGCGGCUCCCCCCGCCGCCGCAAAGGGCAGCAGGACCAAAAUUCUUAUGCUCGUAUUCUCCGCCGUGUUCUUGAUCGCCUCCGCCGCUGGGGUGGUGGCUUUUGUGGGAUUUGGGAAAUCAUCGGAGGAGGUCAGGGUUAAUGUGAGGCCCACUCAGGCAAUUUCCAAUACCUGCGGCAUGGCUAGGUACCCGGAACUCUGCGUCGACUCGCUGCUCAAUUUUCCCGGCGCCCUCACGGCGGCGAACAGCGCCGAGGUCAGUCAAGCCUCGGUCAACUUGACCCUGCAUAACUUCGGGCUGGCGUUGACCUCGGCGCCCGACAUCGGCACCAUUCCGAUGAGUGCCCUGGAGCGGUCGGCGUACGAUACCUGCCUCGACCUCCUCGCCGAGUCGGUGGACCUUCUGUCCCAGUCGUUGACCGCCAUCGGAGAUCAGCGGUCGUCGGAGGACGUCCAGACGUGGCUGAGCGCCGCUCUGACGAACCAGGACACCUGCGCAGAGGGGCUUCUGGAAGCCGGCGCCGGGUCGCCGGUGAAGGCCCGCAUGACGGAGAAUUUGAAGGACUUGUCCGAGCUGGUGAGCAACUCUCUGUCCAUCGUCGCGCAGACGAAGAAGGGUAAAGAAGACUUCGACGGAGUGCCGAUUGAGCACCGCCGCCGGAGAUUGUUGGAGCAAGAGGAUUUCCCGGAAUGGGUGUCUCGGAGGGAACGGAAAUUGCUGAUUGUCACGCCGGCGUGGAAUAUGUCCGCCGACAUCAUCGUAUCAAAAGGCAACAUAACAUUUAAUCGGACACGACCGGCGAUCAUUGUGAAGACGAUCGGCCAAGCGAUCAAGUUGGUGCCGGAAAACUGUACUACCCGGACAGUCAUUUACGUGACGGAAGGAAGGUAAGAGAUCUUCUGAAAAUGUUUUCUUUAAUUUAAUUAAUUAAUUAACUAAUGAGUUUUUGAAUUUUACAGGAAAUUAUUAGUAUAAUGGAAACAAAGAUACAAUAGGAAUAAUAAAAGUCAACAUUUUUUGGUCAACUAAUAAUAAAAGUAAUCAUCACUAUCGAUAAUUAACUCAAUUUUUGAUAAUUAAAUUUUACAUCUUCAAAAACUACAUUAAAAUCUCUUCAAAGUUGCAAACCUUAAAUCAGAAUAUAAUUAAAAAUUGGUUUUCUAAUUAAGCGAAUAAAUUAAAAUGAAACUGUUUGACCAAUGAAACUGUUUGACCAAGAAAAGUCAAAUUUGUAAAUCAAUUUGGGACGGAAGGAGAUAGUAUGCUUUAAAUUACUCCGCAUUAUGAACCAAGAUUAUAUUCUUAUUAUUGUAAGAUGGUCCCAAUCCUUUAUCCCAUAUACAUUUUCUAUUUGAAUAGGAAAGUUCUAAUGCAAAAUAUAUAUGGAGACUGCUUCACAUAUGAGAAACCGUGUGUACUUGCUAUUAGGUGGCAUACAAUUUCGUGUCGAAUUGUUCGUCUCAAAACUCUCUCCGGUCUCCAUAUGUCAAAAGUUGCAACUUCUAUUUAAAAAAGUUUAACGUUAAACCUUAUUUAAGCUACACUUGUACUUUAUAGUUUUUAGAAGCCAAUAAGUCAAAAGUUGCCAAAAAACGAGUAAAUGCUUUUUAAAAGGAUAGUAUAUGAUACUCAUUAAAAAUAGAAAAUGGUGUAAGUUACAAAAGAUUUUAUUCUUUUUACAGUAUUAAAGAUAUCUUUGAUCAAAAUUGCCAUGUACUCCGUAUAUGAUAUGCAUUUUCUUAAGUUUUUUAUAUUCUUUUUUUGUACCUACUUUAGUUUUUUAAAUUUUGGUAUCAAUUUGGAUAAAGGAAGAACUAGUAGUAAAUUGUUUUGGUAUCGAAGAACUGUAUUUCGUGUGAAACUGUUAUUUUAUUUUAUUUAUUUAAAGUACUUGUUGUGUUUGACGCAGAUACGAGGAGAAAAAUCUGAAAAUUGGAAAAAAGAAAACCAAUAUAAUGCUGGUAGGAGAUGGAAUCGGCAAAACAAUAAUUUCAGGAGGAAGAAGCGUCUUCGAUAACAUUACCACCUUCCAAACCGCCUCUUUCGCUGCGACUGGAAACGGUUUCAUUGCAAGGGACAUAACCUUUGAAAACUGGGCAGGAGCGGCGAAGCACCAAGCGGUAGCUCUCAGGGUGGGUUCGGAUCAUUCGGUCAUCUACCGCUGCGAGAUCAAAGGGUACCAAGACACCCUCUACGUUCACUCGCAGCGGCAGUUCUUCCGCGAGUGUGACAUCUACGGCACAGUCGACUUUAUUUUCGGUAACGCUGCCGUGGUCUUCCAAAAUUGCAACAUUUACGCCCGGAAGCCAAUGUUGAGCCAGAAGAACACCAUCACGGCCCAAAGCCGAAAAGACCCCUACCAAAACACGGGCAUGUCCAUCCACAAUUGUAGCAUUUUGGCGGACAAUGACCUCAAGCCAUUCGAGGCGAACUUCUCGACCUAUUUAGGACGACCAUGGAAAAUGUACUCGAGAGCCGUCGUCAUGAUGUCGUUCAUCGACAAUCAUGUUCAUCCUCAGGGCUGGCUGGAAUGGAACGCGACAUUUGCCUUUGACACGUUGUACUACGCUGAGUAUAAUAACACCGGGCGCGGGGCGUGGCUGGAUCAACGGGUGAAGUGGUCCGGAUUUCAUGUUCUCAAAACCGCAUAUGAGGCUGGCAUGUACACCGUUGCUAAGUUCAUUUUUGGGUCAACAUGGCUUCCUCAAACUGGUGUUGCUUUUGUGUCUGGACUUACUACUUUGUAGUGCGGAGUAUUUAAUAAAUACUCCGCACUAGGUAAAAUUAUAUUUGGGCCGGGUGUUGGUUAAUUGUUAAUUUCUUAUGUGCACUACAUUUGGGCCGGGCGGGUAGUACAUACUACAUAUAUAUACGUAUAAUACUCUUUACAUGACAAUUAUACACCAACGAACAUAAAUUGGUUUCAUACUUUCAUUACAUAGAUGAUCAAUUGAUCAUAUAUAUAAUUUAAUUAUUAUAUAUAGGCAAUUAUUUGGAACUACAAAAUAUGUAUACCUAAUGUGGAUUGCUGACGUGGAAGCUAGCUUAGCUAGGACGAUGAUCGACAUUGUAACUCUGAAGUUUGGGUUUCUUUAUUUGUAUUGAUUGCAAUUCAUUCAACAAUCCUGUAUUUAGUACAUUGAAGUAGGUGGUCACGAUUCAUAAGGAAAAGAUCAGUUUAAUUUGGAAAUUUGAUGAAGAGAGUGUAUAUAUGGUGACGUGAAAGUCUAUUGAUUAAUGUUCAAUCAUUUAUGUUACUCAAUCAGCAUUAAUGCUGGCCUUGUGUACUUGUCGGUCGGUGAGAGUAUAAAUGCAUUGACCUCGGCCUUGGGGAUGGAAUGUGGUGGUUUUCUUUAGUAGGAUGUUUUUAUUAGGAUGUUUUUACUUGUUGGUCUGAACUGGUCUGGUCUGGUAAGAUUUGAUUUCUUUGUAUUUUUAUAACUAUCCAAGUUUGGUCUGAACUGGUCUGGUACGGUCUGGGACAAAUUACAGUUCAAGUAAAAACAUUCUAAUGAAGAAACAUUCUUAUAAAAUGACUAAAACAUAUUAAAAGUGCAAUUUCCAUAAAAAAAAAUAUUAGUAGUGCAAUUUUUUUAAGAUAAUUGUGUCAAAAUUUACAUAUAAAACACAGCGAGUUUUAAAAUUUUAUUUGAUGUCUUUUCGAUUUAAUUUUUAGCUAAAAUUUAAUGAGUAUAAUCUACAUUUCAUGAGUAACAUGCUCACAAAAUUUCUGCAAACAAAACCAUCUGGAACCACCUUAAAAUGAGGUGCUCGAACGGCAGGAAUAUUUGUGUAUGGAUUAUAUUUAAACUAACUAAAUAAUUGAAAUAUAUUGAGAACGAGAUAUAUUUGAUUACUCAUGUAUAUACACGAUAAAAACUAAGUAAAAUUAAAGACAAAGUUUCAGAAAAUGCGGGAUGGUAGCCUAGGUUAGGCGCAAGUUUGAACAUGGUUGAAGGCAGCGGAUCUACAAAGUAGAUCUCCCUGAGUCAGCGAGGGGGUAAAUAGAACUAUCGGCGAGUGCAGGAGUUUUGGUCUUCUUGUUGUUAGAUAGGUUUGGGGCGGACGUUUGUGUGAAGGAGGGUUGCUCUGCGCACAAGAUUCGAAGCCAGGUACAAUUCUAAUUUGGAGAUAGACACACCUAACGCACAACAAGAUGUGGAGAGGUUAGCACACAAAUAUGGCAACAUGGAGAUGAAUGAUGACGAUGAGAUCAUACUAGUGGAAGCCAUGGCUCCUGGAGCAGGGGAGAGGAGUUGUAGGGACUAUCACCAUGGAAACGUCAAUGCAUUUAUCUUCUUUUCGUGAUAUUAUGGCAUCCGAGUGGAGACCGACUAAGGGGGUUACUAUCCCUCAGUUGGGGAACAUGCGUUAUAUGUUUCAAUUCUAUAAUAUAAUGAGAAUCAUACAAUGCAUGUUUUAGAGGAAGGUCCCUGGAUAUAUGAUCAAAACCUUAUCAUUCUGCAUAAGCUUGGGAAAGGGUCUGGGAUUUACCUAUGAUUGUGCCCCUGAAUAAAGCUGAGUUUUGG
Messenger RNA from Cuscuta epithymum, 4804 nucleotides. The record is from the annotation of a GenBank genome assembly. Lineage: Eukaryota; Viridiplantae; Streptophyta; Magnoliopsida; Solanales; Convolvulaceae.